AUGGACAUUUCAGUCGUGACUGGCAGAUCCCCCCGGUCUUCAGGUCAAGGGAGACAGCAGCAGGAUGACGAUGUUGAUAUGGACGGCGGGGCACUAGGCAAUCACGUCCAGGCCGACACAUUCCCGAGCUACGAGGAGAACGGGAGAUUGUAUCAUGGUUUCCGGAGAGGGAUGUAUAUGUAUCCCUGCGACGAGAACGAGCAGGACCGGCUGGAUCUCUUCCAUAGAGUCCUCUGCGUGGCCCGGAAGGAGAUACUGCACAGCCCCAAUAUAAAAAUCCCACCAAGUCUACUGCGCAACCCAACCUUCCUCCAUGAUCAGGGACCCCGAAUACUCGACCUCGGCUGCGGAACAGGUAUCUGGGCAAUCGACAUAGCAAAGAAAUAUCCUCACGCAUAUGUGCUUGGAAUCGACCUGGCUCCGAUGCAGCCGACCAACCGACCGCCCAACUGUGAAUUCCAAUCCCCGCGGGAUUACGAAAGCCCCUGGCUACUAGGCGAGAACUCCAAGGUCUUUGCGCAUCUCAAACCGGGGACUGGCUUUUUUGAACAAGUCGAAAUCGACUUUGAACCCUUCACCGUCAAUGGCGUACCGAACGAGCAUCUCUCGGAAUGGUACCGGCAAUUGAAAGCUGCCACUGACAAGGCCAUGAGGCCAAUCGCAUUCAAUCGCAGUAUGAAACACACCCUGAAAGAGGCCGGGUUUGUCGACGUCAAACAACACGUCGAAGGGCUACCGCUCAACGAGUGGCCGGAAGAUCCAGCCGAAAAAUUGGUGGGGAAGUGGUACAAUCUCGCAUAUUCAGAGAGCGCCUUGACUCUCUUGCAAGGGCCCCUUACCCGAAUAAGUGGCCUGCCGCCGGAACGGAUCCAGGAUCUUGCUGACCAGGCAAUAACCCAGGCCUAUGACAAGAAUGUCCAGGCGUUCAAUCACCUCCAGGUCUACACAGCGCGGAAACCAAGGUGA
Messenger RNA from Arthroderma uncinatum, 966 nucleotides. RefSeq lists its product as uncharacterized. Lineage: Eukaryota; Fungi; Ascomycota; Eurotiomycetes; Onygenales; Arthrodermataceae. Gene Ontology annotation, molecular function: methyltransferase activity. Bases 1 to 966 code for a protein of 321 amino acids. The transcript is spliced from 4 exons. The record is from RefSeq and is a predicted model, not a curated record.